Metschnikowia bicuspidata var. bicuspidata NRRL YB-4993 is the source of this 1455-nucleotide messenger RNA. RefSeq lists its product as uncharacterized. The record is from RefSeq and is a predicted model, not a curated record. Bases 323 to 985 code for a protein of 220 amino acids. The transcript has a single exon. NCBI's taxonomy places the organism in Eukaryota, Fungi, Ascomycota, Pichiomycetes, Serinales, Metschnikowiaceae.
GCGUAGGCAGAAAUGGUAGUGGGACAGAAAACGCGCAGGUGAGGAGGCAUGGAAAAGGUGCGGAGGCUGGGGCCAGGCACCUGGCUAAUAAGCGGGCGACCGGGAGGUCGAGCAAAAUGCAUACACCAACAAGCACAAGGCCAAAAAACAGCCCAGCAUGCCAUCAGCCUUUGUGUAUUAAAAAACAAAAACACGCAAGAAAAAGUAACCGGAUGGCAACAAGCCGCCAACAACGAGGGCUAUUAGGAUAUGGCCCCGUCAUGCGAAUAUGGCGCCAUGAGCGAAUAUGGCGCCAUGAGCGAAUAUGGCCCCAUGAGCGAAUAUGGCCCCGUCAUGCGAAUAUGGCCCCGUGCUGAGGACAGCUCGCCGCACUGGCUUCAACCCACAAUCGAAGCCUCUGGAAAUCCGCGGCUGCCAGAACGGCGUGACAUUUGUUUUCCAAGACUGGCUGGAAAAAAAAAAUGGCAUAUCGCUGGCAUCAUUGUGUUUCCGGCGGCCUUGGCUGGUGCAUGGGCCUGGGUUCGGCCUAGGCUCUGGAUUGGGGCCGCGACUCGCCCGAGCCGGAAAUGGACCCUUUCAAUGUACGACUCCAAGAGUCAGAAACGCAGAAAUAAAGGACACGGCGAAGAGCAGAGACGAAGAACACGAAAGGCUGAAGGCUGACAACGAUAGAGAGAAAGCCGGAGCAGAGACUCAAGAAAUAAUUGAAAUAGGAAAAAGGAAAGAGAACGUGCCAAUAAUUGAGAGGCAGAGACGACAGCGACGGCAGACCAGACUGCGAGACCGCGGAACUUGCUGGCCAUAUUCAAGACAUCAUAUAUCACAUAGUAUGCCCGUCCUUCUUCCUUCAUUCUGCAAUAUUUCGUCAAAUGAGCAGGAAGCUUUAUUGGACAGAGGAGAAUGGGGGUCAUGGAAUAGUGGGGCAUGUCUGCAUUUGAUCGAGGUACCAAUAACUCUCCUGUGUCUUCAGAAGCUGUUAUAUUAAUUCCUAGCUGCUGCUGCCGUGAUCGAGUGUCUUUGCCAAUGGGUGCCCGGACCCUUUCUAAUCUCAGACAUAAAUUAUUAUAUUCUCAGACACGAGCCUUUUCAAUUUUUCACGUAAACCUUUUUAGUAUUCAUACAUGAAUCUCUCUAAUUUUCAGACAUGAACGUCACAUUUCAGACGCCGGCCAGUAAUGGUUUACUUUAGACGGGCCAGUGAUGGUUUACUUUAGACGGGCCAGUGAUGAUUUACUUCAGACGGGCCAGUAUUGAUUCACUUCAGAUGGGCCAGUGAUGAUUUACUUCAGACGUGCGGCAAAAUAUAAAAUAUACUCGUUGUUAAAUGAAAUCAAUGAACCCUAAAAAGCUCCCUAGGUGCCACUUGCAUGAGUGUCCUAGAGAUGGAUAUCAUCAAGCCGAGGCAGAUGUUCGUUUCUCUUCUAGAAAAGGCCGAUACAGUAAAGAGCGAAGUGG